AGUCUACGCGCUAGAAUAGGUUUCGCAUAGCGAUUCGUCAUCAGCUUAUUAUCACAGAUAGGUUUCGCCCUCGAAGUAUCUAGGUUGCGACAUUCAGGCGAGGCUGGUAGGAAGCUGGUGUUUCCUCGCAACCGACAUCGAGGUCCAUGGCUCCGCUUAGCGCUGAAAUUCGCAGAGCUCUUCACGGCUCGCGCCUGCCAGCACUGCAUAUCGAGCCUCGCAGAAUCGUCGCUAAUGGCGCUACUAGGUCCGUAACUUCCUCUUCGGUGACGACAAGGGCUGAAGCCGAAGCAUCAGGAGGGUUAUCUUUCCAAAGACGACUAAGAGACAUAACCCGUGAUGUGCCAGGAAAUUCUUUGUCAAGUCAUGAGUCCGCGUCGGAACAUUCGCAGGGGUUCAAUGAGUCACGAAGUCGCAAUGUAGUUGACGAAUUGACGAGUCCGGCUGCUGAGACAGCAGCAGUCGCAGCCGCGGAAGCUGCGGAAUUCUACCGGCAAAUGGCCGCAGACAACAACUGGCGACGAUUAGAGACCCUCUUAAUCCUUCUAGUGGCCUUAUCGUCUCUUUAUUUCAGCCGAACCGCUGCUAUUCUGGCCACGUCAGCAGCUGUUGUCGCCUCCCUGAUAAUCCAGCAUCGCACGUCGAUCCGUCGGCGAACGCAGUUGCACACCCGUCACUCGUACGCGAAGACAGCCAGGGUUACCAGCUUCGCUUGUGUUCGCGAGCCGCUGGCGAAAUUUCCUGAAUCGCUUGAGUUAGCUGCCGCUGAACCGACUGAUUGGUCCGGACAGAUUCGGAGGGUGUUUUCAUCCCCGUUAUUGGCCUCGAGUCAGAUGGGACACGGAUCUCCAUUCGAUUCGGAGGUUGGUGAAUCAAACCGAACCGGAACUGCCAGUCUGCCACAUGGCCCUGCGGAAAACGCGGCGGGUAGUGUGGCGGAUAACGCUGCGGGUACAAGUCGUGCGGGGGGACGUGCGGGCGGUACUAGUAGCGUUCCUUUUGCUGCAGAGUCGAAUCGCAGCCGCGCGAUCCUCCGCACGGCGUCGCAUCCGUGUCUCGCCAUGGCGUCGUCCCUCUCCCCUCUUCCGUCCCUUUCCCGUCCUCCAUCUCUCUCCCCUCGGCCGCCUCUCUUCCCCGAACCAUCCGUCGCCGGUUUUAUCGAUCCCAGGAGGCGUGACAACAGCAGCUGUAGCCCUGUCACUGACUGGGGGGCACCAGCGGCGCCCGCAGAGAGACAUGUCGGAUUUACCUCGUUAGAAAGAACAGCGGAAAAAGCAUAUGACUCAUUGGAGAGAAGCAGGUUCGUCAGUUGUAGGGUUACCACCUCCCCUUUGCCCAUGCCUGAAGACUCUCACACCACGUGUAAUGCUGACGCAGCGACGGCAGCAGGGUCCAGCUCGACAGGCGCUGCAGCAACCGACGACGACGAUUACGCAUGCGUAAGCCCAUUCUUCUCCAGCCCUUUCCCGCUCGUCGGAUCGCAGCAGCAGCAGCAUGAGCAGCAGCAGCAGCAGCAGCAUGAGGAGCAACGCGGAGAGAGCACUGGCGCGGGAACUAGCCUCCACUCCCUCCCACGCUGUCGAUCCGAGGAGUCCGCCGCUCCCUCUGCGACCUUCCGUUCCGCCGCGGGACGCGGAGGAAGUUAUGGGCUGUGCAGGGACGAGGCGAAUGAGUUUCCCAACGGCUCGUUCACGGGGCUUUCUGACGGAGGGAGCGGAGCAACUAGUCAGCGCUCGGAGGGGGAGGGUUAUAUGAGGGAGGGCGUAUUUGAGGGUAGCAGGCGAGAGGACGGUGGUGGAAUUGAGCUUGUUCGGGCUGCGACUGACGGGGUAAUGGAGGCGAGGAGAGCGAGAAAAUUUACCAUGGCUUUUAUGGGUGCUGGGAUGUUCCAUGGCCGAGGGAAGGAGAGGAGAGCGGGCAGGAUUGAAAAGAAGGGAUCGGCCAGGGAGAAGAAUUUUGAACAGGGUGGAAGUGGUGGAGGAAGAGGAGGAGAGGAGGGGGUAGGGAAUGAGGGGGAGAGAGUGGACAAGGGAGGAGGAAGUGUGGUGAAUCCGGCAAGAGGGAAGGGAGGACGAGGCAUUGGGAGCUUGUUUAUCAGCAGCAAGAGAUCACGGGCGGUAGGAGCGGCAGCAGCGGCAGCAGCAGCAGCAGUGGCGCCAGCAGAAGAAGCUCAUACAGGAGAAGCAGAGGCACGAGGAGAAGCAGCAGCAGCAGCAGCUGCGGCACGGGCCAGGAGCAGAAGGAGGUGGUCUGAUGGCGUCAGAGGCUGCAAUCUCGCUGCCUCUGCUGAUGCUUCCGCUGAUGCUGCCACUUCUGCGUCUGUCAUUUCCGCCGCCGCCACCGCUGCUGGUGCUGUGGCUGCGGCUGCUGCUGCUGCUGCUGGGGGCUCGAGUGGCGCUGAGGAUGUGGAGUCUGAGGGCCCAAAGCGAUCAGGAGCAGGCCGAUCUAUCUCGCUGCAUGCCACACCUGUCUCCAGUCCCGCAAGCCUUACCACAGGGGAGGUGGCAGGCGGAAAGAAGGGGAAGAGAUGGGGCAGGAGGGAGGAGAGGGAUGGGAGGGAGGCAGGGAGGAGAGAGGAGGCGGAAGGCAAGGAGGCUGGGAGGAGAGAGCAGCGAAGCAAUUGGGCCAGCGACUCUCUUUUUACACACCUGGCUUCAGUUGGCGAGGUUGAGCGAGGGAGUAGCGUGGAGGAGGAGGAAGAUCCACGUGAGGUGGUGGCAACCUUCUCACCCGGCUCGUGGGAGCAGAGGCACAUCCCGGGCGGACCAGAAGCAGCAGCAGCAGCAUAUGAGGAUGGGACACUGGCACCGAUAUUUUCAGGGGAAGUUUUGGAUUUAGCACCAGCAGCCACCGCAGCAGCAGCCCCAGUCAGAUCAACGGGUGGAAUCGCCUGGUCUGGUGAGCUGGGGCAAACCGCAGCCCAAGCAAGGCGCUUGAACACAGUCAGGAGUCUGCCCCUCCAUCAGCCCCUCACACCUCCACCCUCCACGUUUCCUGGGUUUGGACAGCAGGCAGGCCCGGCCAAUAAGCGACUGACAGGUGUACCAUCCCCUGGGCGGCAUGUGUACAAUCCAGAGCAGCUGGACGGAACAGGAGGAGGUAGAAGUAUAAAGAGGCAGACGGCCCCAUCUCCACCGGUUACUCUCCUCCCCCCAGGCUCCUCCUGGCCUCCCGUUUCCGCCGCCUCAGCGUCUUCCGCCUCUCGUUCUCCGAACCAGACGCCAUCGGGUGCUGCUGCACCUGCCUCCGCUGCCUCCGGGCCGUCUGGAGGCGCUGGGGGCGCUGCUCUCCUGCUGCUGCUUCUGCUGACGCUGUCGUUUCUGCUGCUGGGGAGGGUGGCUGCUGUGGUAGGGGUGUCUUGUGUGCUGCUGCUGGUGGCGCGGAUUGGACAGGUAGGGGGAGGGUGGGGCGGAGAGAUUGGCAGAGGAGGGAUUGGGGAGGUAGGGGGAGGGGAGCGAGGAGGAACUAAUGGAGUGGGGUUGAAAGGAGGGGUGGGGGAGGGGGGAGGAGAGAGCAGGGAGGCGAAGGAGGAGAGGGCGAGGGCGGAGGAGAGGAGGAGGAGGCAGGAGAGGGCGAGGGACGAGGCGAGACAGAGGAGAGUGGCUGAGAUUCUGCAGCACAGCCGGUGUUCCGACCCACGAACCCUUUCGGUGAUGGAAGGGUUUCUGUCUCGAUCCACAACUGCAACCGAUAGAAGGAGAUGAGGGGGGAGAGAGCGAGGCAAGGAGGGAUGCAGGGAUCUGCAGCACGCCAAGGUCUCAAACUAGAAUUUUUAAUAAUGAUAGAGUUAGAGAGUACAUGCACAUAUACCUAAAUGUUGUACCCUCUAGGAGGUUACCCUAUACAGUCUAUACA
Molecule: messenger RNA, 3855 nt
Organism: Closterium sp. NIES-67
Lineage: Eukaryota; Viridiplantae; Streptophyta; Zygnematophyceae; Desmidiales; Closteriaceae
Source: the annotation of a GenBank genome assembly